CGCGUUCAGGUGACCGAUCGGGAGGCGCGGCAGCGUCGGGCUCCAGCCAUGCUGUUCUGGCACACGCAGCCCGAGCACUACAACCAGCACGGCUCCGGCGGCUACCUGCGUGAUGUGCUCGCGCUGCCCAUCUUCAAGCAGGAGGAGCCCCAGCUGUCCCCCGAGAACGAGGCCCGCCUGCCACCCCUGCAGUACGUGCUGUGUGCUGCCACGUCCCCAGCUGUGAAGCUGCAUGAAGAGACACUGACCUACCUCAACCAAGGUCAGUCUUAUGAAAUUCGGCUGCUGGAGAAUCGGAAGCUGGGAGACUUCCAGGAUCUGAACACAAAGUACGUCAAGAGCAUCAUCCGUGUGGUUUUCCAUGACCGUCGGCUGCAGUACACAGAGCACCAGCAGCUGGAGGGCUGGCGGUGGAGCCGGCCUGGGGACCGGAUCCUGGACCUCGAUAUUCCACUGUCUGUUGGUAUCUUGGACCCCAGGGCCAGCCCGACCCAGCUGAACACAGUCGAGUUUUUGUGGGACCCUUCGAAGAGAGCCUCCGCGUUCAUUCAGGUGCACUGCAUCAGCACAGAGUUCACCCCAAGGAAGCACGGGGGCGAGAAGGGGGUGCCUUUCCGAGUGCAGAUCGACACGUUUAAGCAGAACGAGAAUGGGGAGUACGCUGAGCACUUGCACUCCGCCAGCUGCCAGAUCAAGGUGUUCAAGCCGAAGGGAGCAGACCGGAAACAAAAGACCGACCGGGAGAAGAUGGAGAAGAGAACCGCCCAGGAGAAGGAGAAGUACCAGCGGUCCUAUGAAACCACCAUUCUCACCGAGUGCUCCCCAUGGCCCGACGUGGCCUACCAGGUGAACAGCGCCCCGUCCCCCAGCUACAACGGCUCUCCAAACAGCUUCGGCCUCGGCGAAGGCAGCACCUCACCGACCCACUCCCACCCACUGGAGACCCUGCCCAUGGGCAGCGAUCACCUGCUCCCGUCCGCCUCCAUCCAGGACGCCCAGCAGUGGCUGCACCGCCACAGGUUCUCGCAGUUCUGCCGGCUCUUCGCCAGCUUCUCAGGUGCUGACUUGCUGAAGAUGUCUCGAGAGGAUCUGGUGCAGAUCUGUGGCCCCGCAGAUGGGAUCCGGCUCUUCAACGCCAUCAAAGGCAGGAACGUGAGGCCGAAGAUGACCAUUUAUGUCUGUCAGGAGGUGGAGCAGAGCCGGGCACCCCUGCAGCAGAAGCGGGACGGUGGUGGGGACAGCGGUCUGUGUGUGUACCAUGCCAUCUUCUUGGAAGAGUUGACCACCUUGGAGUUGAUUGAGAAGAUCGCCAACCUGUACAGCAUCUCCCCACAGCACAUCCACCGAGUCUACCGGCAGGGGCCCACAGGCAUCCACGUGGUGGUCAGCAACGAGAUGGUGCAGAAUUUCCAGGAUGAAUCCUGUUUUGUCCUCAGCACCUUAAAAGCGGAAAGCAGCGAUGGCUACCACAUCAUCCUGAAAUGUGGCCUCUGAGCAGCACGGAGCGGCAGCUGCCUCCACCUCCCAGCCCCAUCGACCCCCUUGGAUGUAGGAAUUCACCGUCGGAAGCUGCAGCCUCCCUGGCUAGAAGGGAUCUUGCUGAUCUAAGAAAGCUGCACACCGGCAGCCAGCAGACACCCACGUAGACCUCUGCAUGCAGAUCCCACCAGCAGCCAGCAGACACCCACGCAGACCUCUGCAUGCAGAUCCCCCCGGCUCCUCUCUCCCUUGCUCUGGGCCUCCAGCUUUUGAAUGGUCCUUUCCCUACGCCUGCCUCUCUAAAGAGGCCGACAGCGGUGAGCGGGGGCGUCUGGUCUGAAACGCCUUGCUCUCCUAGUUGGAGGCUAGUUCAUGGCUGUCUUGUUGCCAAUGUGUUGGUUCCUUCUGACCACUCCCCUGCCUCCAGGCAAAGCUCUGCCCCAACCUUCGCUUUCUUCUCUGGUAACUGGCUCCAUGGCCAGGACUGCUGACUAGAUGGGGGCGAUUGGCCACCAUCAUCUGUCUUCGUGUUCAUUUCCGUUCUCGAAGGUCCUGGUGAGCAGCUGUCUGUCCUGCUCUUGGUGGAUUGAUGGGAGUGGGGUUUACUCCGUGCCUUCUUUCACUUUACCUUGUUCCUAAGGAUCUGCUACCACAAAGCCCUGAGAUGGGGCACCUCUCUGCGUAGGUGGGCGGACACCACGUAUGCGUGUGGGACCUGCCACACAGACCAAGGCCCCGGGAGGGUGGGGAGUGGGUAGAAAGGCUAU
Messenger RNA from Myotis daubentonii (Daubenton's bat), 2246 nucleotides. RefSeq names its product transcription factor CP2-like protein 1. The coding region runs from base 49 to 1494 and encodes 481 amino acids. Lineage: Eukaryota; Metazoa; Chordata; Mammalia; Chiroptera; Vespertilionidae. The transcript has a single exon. The record is from RefSeq and is a predicted model, not a curated record.